Molecule: messenger RNA, 1341 nt
Organism: Dendronephthya gigantea
Lineage: Eukaryota; Metazoa; Cnidaria; Anthozoa; Malacalcyonacea; Nephtheidae
Product: Bloom syndrome protein homolog
Exons: 2
Coding region: 1-1341 (446 amino acids)
Biological process (GO): DNA replication; double-strand break repair via homologous recombination
Cellular component (GO): chromosome; cytoplasm
Molecular function (GO): 3'-5' DNA helicase activity; nucleic acid binding; four-way junction helicase activity
Source: RefSeq, a predicted model, not a curated record
AUGGCACUACCUGGUAUAUCAGUUAUUAUUUCACCACUCAGAUCACUUAUUGAAGAUCAAAUUUCUAGAUGUAUUUCCCUCAGUAUCAACUCAGCUUUUAUCUUGGGGGAAAUGACAAAUACAGAAAGGCAGAAAGUAUAUUCUGGUCUCAAACAGUUACAAUGCCCAUUUAAAGUGUUGUAUACUACACCUGAAUUACUUGCAAGUGAUAAAAUGCUACAUCAUAUUCUACUUUCUUUAUAUUCAGUUGGAGCCAUUCAGCAGUUUGUGAUUGAUGAAGCUCAUUGUGUUAGCCAAUGGGGUCAUGAUUUUAGGCCAUCUUACCUAGACCUUAAAUCACUUGGUAUUUACUACCCCAAAACACCAGUUUUAAUGCUAACUGCCACAGCAACAGCUAAAGUUAUUUGUGAAGUGUUAACUGUUCUUGAAUUGAAAAACGUAGAACUAAUUACAUCUGAUUUUCAUCGACCUAACCUGUCAUACUUGAUCCAGAAUAAGUCAUCCAAAACAGUAGCCUAUAUUGUUGAUAUAGUUAAACCACUACCAUGUUCACUCGUGUAUUGCUCAUCUCGCACUAAUUGUGAAGAACUAUCGGCGAAACUGGAGUCGUACGGGGUUUUGUCAAAGGCAUAUCAUGGUUCAAUGUCUAGGCAGUUGCGUUCGUCACUCCAGGAUAAAUGGAUGACCGGAGACCUGCAGGUUCUCUGUUGCACAAGUGCCUUUGGUAUGGGGGUGGACAAACCAAAUGUACGUGCUGUUAUUCAUUACUCACUCCCUGCAUCUAUGGAAGAUUACUACCAACAAAUUGGACGUGGUGGACGUGAUGGCCUACCUUGCCAAUGUGUACUGUAUUUCAGUGCAAAUGAUCAAAUAUGUCAUGUACAGCGUAUUUUUACAAAAUGGAAAACGGACAGUAAAGCUUUAAGUGCAAGACUUAGUAACUUUCAAGCCUUCAUGAACUAUUGUCUGAAUAAACAUCUUUGUAGAAAAUAUGUUCUUGUGAACUACUUUGGACAGCCUUUCACAAAACUAAAAAACGAUUUUAAUGGGAAGAGGUUAACAGUUAAACAGCUUGCAAACAUUAUCACUGGUAAGAAAACCUCAGAAAUAAUCAAGAAAAAGUACAAUGAAUUACCUGGUUAUGGCUGCUUCAUGGAAACAUCAGAGCAAGGAGAACUCCUGUUACGCAGACUUAUAGUGGGAGACAUUCUUAGAGAAAUCCCCAAUGAUGUGAAUCCAAGAAAUGCUUUGUAUGUUGACCUCGGAUCGAAGUUCAUGGCUAUUUUAAACAAUGAAAACAGGAUAACAUUUUUCAAGGUUGAUAAAAUGCGUAAGGCAUAG